Molecule: messenger RNA, 1531 nt
Organism: Arachis duranensis
Lineage: Eukaryota; Viridiplantae; Streptophyta; Magnoliopsida; Fabales; Fabaceae
Product: GLABROUS1 enhancer-binding protein-like
Exons: 1
Coding region: 71-1267 (398 amino acids)
Biological process (GO): regulation of DNA-templated transcription
Cellular component (GO): nucleus
Source: RefSeq, a predicted model, not a curated record
AGUCCACAGAGUGAACCCAACACAAACCCUAAUCCAAAUUCACAUUUUCCCUCUUCAUUUCCGAGUUUCCAUGGGGAAGCCGAAGCAUGUCGCUCCUCCCGAAGACUCUGACGACGAACUGCAGGUUCCAAAGCCUCAACCCGGACAAGAAGAUAGCAGCGAGGAAGAGGAUGAAGCAACUUCAUCUGAGGAAGACGAAGACACCGAUGAAGGCGAAGAUGAACGUGACAAGCACGUGCUGCUUCCCAGGAAGCCUCAACCGCAAGUGGUUUCCAAACCCUCGUCUUCUUCUGAAGACGAUUCGGAGUCGGAGCCGGAGCCGGAACCGGAACCCGAGUCCGAGCCCGAGCCCGAGCCCGAGCCCGAGCCCGAGCCCGAGCCUGAGCCUGAGCCAGAGGCUCUAUCGAAAAACGCUAAAUCCUCUUCAAAGUUGAAGUCUCCACCUUCGUCUGCUGUGAGUCAAGCCAAAUCCGGGUCAAAGCGAGCAGCCAAGAACAGUAUCGAUCACUCGAAGCAAGCUAAACGUGGGAAGAAGGCACAGGAGGAUCACGCGGCCUCUGACGAAGAGGAUUCGAAGAAAUCACGUGACGUUUCGAAAUCCCUCUUUCAGAGGGUUUUCAGCGAGAAAGAUGAGAUAGGUAUCUUGAAAGGCCUGGCUGAGUUCAUCGCAAAAACAGGGAAGGAACCCUAUAAAUGCGCUGAAGAAUUUUACGAUUUCUUGAAGGGAUCGAAUUUGAUUGGGUCAAAUGCAUCAUGCAACCAAUUGAAGGAUAAGAUCCACCGGCUGAAGAAGAAGUUUGAGAACAAUCUAGCCAAAGAGAAGAGCGGCAAGGGGACAACUUUAAAGCCGCACGAGUUGGAAGCAUUUCAGUUGGGAAAGAAUGUUUGGGGCCACGAUGGCCGGGGCGGUAAAACAGUGCGCAACGAAGCUUCGAAAAAGGAUAAGGUUAAUAAUGAGAAGGCUGGGGAGAGUACCCCCAAGAAGGCGCUGAAUUCUGAACCCUUGGAUUCAAGGAUUAAGGAAUUGUCUGGGACUAGUUUAGCUUUGACUUCAAUGUUGAAAUAUGAUGGGACUUUUGGUAAGCCUUUCGGUGAAGACUAUAUUAGAAAGGGAAUAGAGUUGCUUGGAGUCUCAAAGAGGGAAGAGAUCGAGGCUAAGUGGAGAAAGUUCGAAGAUGCUGAAAAUAAAUUGUAUGCGGAGAUAGCUGAAUUCUAUGCUGAACAGGCUAAGUUAUUAUGUCAAGCAAAUAGCUCGUCGUCCUCCUAGGUAUAAUAUAUCUUGGUUGCUUUUUUGUUUUUUUGGAUUCUGGCAUUUUGAUUUUAUUUUGGUAUGUUUUAGGUUGAUGGCAGUUUAGUAUUUUAUGAUAUAUAUUUAUCUCCAUUGAUUCAAGAAUUUUGUGUUUGGGAGUUGGAGGAAAGGGAAGCAAAAUGGAUGGCUUGUAGUAAAAGAUUAUAGUAAGAUUAUGAGCUUGUUCACAAGAGACCAAUUUGACAAUCUUUCAAUUUUGAUUUCCCUGCAGCUUAGUUUCAA